This is a messenger RNA of Chenopodium quinoa (quinoa), 1309 nucleotides long. RefSeq lists its product as uncharacterized. Bases 72 to 1118 code for a protein of 348 amino acids. The record is from RefSeq and is a predicted model, not a curated record. The transcript is spliced from 9 exons. Lineage: Eukaryota; Viridiplantae; Streptophyta; Magnoliopsida; Caryophyllales; Amaranthaceae.
GACAUCACCUUUAUGAAUGAUAUUUUCUGGUAAUGUAGUUAGGAUAAGCAGAAUCUGACAGAACCAAAUCAAUGGCCAGUUCUUCACAACCAAGCUUGUUGAGCUACCACCAUACUUGCUCCUCUUCUUCCUCAAAUUCCAACUUCACUCGAUUUCCCUCUUCAUUUUCUCUCUCCUCUCUCAAUGGAUCCACCAGAACUCAAUUUCCCAGAAAUCUUUCACUCUCUUUAACUAAAAUUCAUGCUAAAUUUGACAAAUUUGAGGGUAGUGAAGAUAACCCAGUACAGUUGCAGGAAGAGGAAGUCCAAGAAAUUGAAGAAUUCCCUGAUCAAGAAAUAAAAGAAGAAGAUGAUGAUUGCCUGCCUUCUGACUUGGAGGGUGCAGUUCGACAAUCCGGUCAAGCUAGUGCUUCGUUCGUGGAUUCUGGUGGAACAAGGGCCAUUGUUGAGUUGUUAAUACCUCAGCUGCAAUUUUUGGAUGAUGAAGGCGCACAAGCUGAGCUAUGGGAACUAUCAAGGGUUUUCAUAGAUACGCUUAUUGAGGAAACAGGAUGUCAGAAAGUAAAAGCAAUCUUUCCGGAUACUGGAGCUGCUGCACUUCUGAAGUAUCAAUGGAAAGAUGCUGUUUUUGGAUUCUCUAGCUUAAGUGAUAGGAAGCCUGUAGAAGAUGAAGAUGAAAUUGUUGUUAUGGUGGUUCCUGAUUAUCAGAUGUUGGAAUAUGUCCAGAAAAUUGCUUCACUUCUCUCAGACGAUCCGCCAAGACCUCUCAUCAUGUGGAAUCCACGUCUUGUCAGUGAAGAUGUGGGAGUUGGAUUCAAUGUUCGGAAGUUAAGACGCUACUUUCUGAGAACAUUCUCUGUGGUUUAUUCGAUGAGACCUUUCCCAUCUGGUGCAGUGUUCAGGUGUUAUCCUGGAUUAUGGAAGGUAUUCUAUGAUGAUAAGAAUAGACCAGGCAGGUAUCUGCUUGCAAAAGAACUAAUCAGUCGUCCUGAUGCUGAAGAACUAGAGUAUAUUUUUGGAGAUGCACAAGAAAAAGAAGAAGAGGGACCUUCCUUGUUAGCUAGAGCAGCAGGCAUAUUCUCCUCAAUGAAUAGGUUCAUGAGAGUCAUAUCAAAAUAACCAUCUUGGUUUUAAGGCAUGCAUCCAGACUCUACUGCAUCAACAAAAUCCCUUCCAAUACCUCAGUAAAUCUGUGUAUACAUGAGAGUUUGACAGAAUCUUAGCAUAGUUGUUCAAAUUUUAUCCAAAUGAGUUUCAUUUGGGAAAUUGUCAAUGGCAUGGACACAUCAUAUCAGCCUUUUUUUUUUUUU